GCCAGUCAUCAUUCCUCUCCCUUCUCCCCUUGUAUUCAAGAAUAGCUGUUUCAGGCUCCUGGACAGCCCCCAAUGGAUCCCAGACUAAGAAGAAUGGCUUCGGCCAUCCUCAUUUUCCUGCUGCUCUUGGAAGCAGGAAUGUUCUCCUCCUCCUCCCCCCCUGAACUACUGGACCAGGUCUUCCAGUAUGUCGAUGUGCAUCAGGAUGAAUUUAUUGAGGUGAGUGGAUUAGGACCCUGCACGUGGCGAGGGCAGAGCUACGGCAGCGGGCAGUGGAUGGAUUCCCUGGAGGCCCAAAGGAAUACCCAGACUCUGGCCGAGUGGGUAGCUGUCCACAGCAUUUCUGGGCAACCCCUGCUUCCUUUAAGACAAGAGAUCUUCAGGAUGAUGGACAUGGCAGCAGACAGACUGCAACGCCUGGGAGCGAAGGUCGAGUUAGUGGAUCUGGGCUCUCACCAGGAGCUGCCCGAGGGCCAAACCCUGCCGGUGCCUCCCAUCAUCCUUGCAGAGCUCGGCAGCAGUCCUCAGAAAGCCACUGUGUGUUUCUAUGGUCAUCUGGACGUGCAGCCUGCCAAAAAGGAGGACGGAUGGGAUACUGACCCCUUCACCCUGACCGAAGUCAAUGGAAACCUUUAUGGACGAGGAGCUACAGACAACAAGGGCCCCGUACUGGCAUGGAUCAAUGCAGUGGAAACAUUCCAAGUGUUAGAGAAAGACAUCCCAGUGAACAUCAAAUUCAUCAUUGAAGGCAUGGAAGAAGCAGGAUCGGUUGGUCUAGAUGAACUUGUCGAAAGGGAAAGGGACCAUUUCUUCUCCAGCGUGGAUGCCAUUGUGAUUUCUGAUAACCUGUGGAUUAGCCAGAAGAAGCCAGCGCUCACCUAUGGGACCAGGGGGAACAGCUAUUUCACCGUACAGGUGAAAUGCAGAGAUCAAGAUUUUCACUCAGGAACCUUUGGUGGCAUCCUCCAUGAACCAAUGGCAGACUUAGUGUCCCUCCUUGGUAGCCUCCUGGAUUCCUCAGGUCACAUUCUGGUUCCCGGAAUCUAUGAUAAUGUGGCUCCACUUUCUGAGGAGGAGAAGAAAUUUUAUGAGGCCAUUGAUUUUGACCUGGAGGAAUAUAAGAAUAGCAGCCAUGUGGAAAAAUUUCUGUACGACACCAAGGAGGAACUCCUGCAGCACCUCUGGCGCUAUCCGUCGCUGUCCAUUCAUGGAAUCGAAGGGGCAUUUGAUGAACCGGGGAUGAAAACCGUCAUUCCUGGACAAGUGACGGGGAAGUUCUCCAUCCGCCUGGUGCCUCAUAUGGAUAUUCCUGUAGUGGAGAAACAGGUGACACAAUAUCUGGAGGAUAUAUUCUCCAAGCGUCAGAGCCCCAACCACCUGAAGGUAACUAUGUCACUGGGAUUAGCACCAUGGAUGGCCAAUGUGACGGACACUCAGUACACUGCAGCAGGAAGCGCCAUCAGGAGAGUGUUUGGAGUGGAUCCAGACAUGAUCCGGGACGGUUCGACAAUUCCAGUUGCUGGAACAUUCCAAAACCUCACACAGAAAAGCGUGAUGAUGCUUCCGAUCGGAGCAGUGGACGAUGGGGAACACUCCCAGAAUGAGAAGAUAAGCAGGUACAACUACAUCCAGGGAACCAAACUGUUUGCAGCUUUUUUCCUGGAGUUUGCCAAGCUACAUUAAGAAUUCCCUCUUCAACCUCUCCCAGGCAAAGACCUAUUUCGGACACUGAGAUCGUUUCUCCUCAAGGCUGAGAGCUUUUCUUUGCUGAGUAAAAGGAGCAAAAUUUUUGAAAAACACUCGCUGAUAAUAAAACGUCCAAGCAAGCAGCCAAUUCGUUGCUGA
This is a messenger RNA of Tachyglossus aculeatus (Australian echidna), 1845 nucleotides long. RefSeq names its product carnosine dipeptidase 1 (gene CNDP1). Gene Ontology annotation, cellular component: cytosol. NCBI's taxonomy places the organism in Eukaryota, Metazoa, Chordata, Mammalia, Monotremata, Tachyglossidae. The transcript has 12 exons. Gene Ontology annotation, molecular function: metallodipeptidase activity. The record is from RefSeq and is a predicted model, not a curated record. Gene Ontology annotation, biological process: proteolysis. Bases 73 to 1683 code for a protein of 536 amino acids.